Molecule: messenger RNA, 1074 nt
Organism: Astrephomene gubernaculifera
Lineage: Eukaryota; Viridiplantae; Chlorophyta; Chlorophyceae; Chlamydomonadales; Astrephomenaceae
Source: the annotation of a GenBank genome assembly
GGACAUUCUAGCCUUUAUAGUUCCAUACCCUAUCCCUAAAACAUCUCCACGCAGCAUUGAAACCUAUUUAUCGCAAUCCAAAACAACAUCAUGUUGUCCUUUAGCUUGACCUACUACCUCUGCCUGUUUGCGGAGCUAUUUUACCCGACAUAUAUGUCGUUGAAGGCGAUACAGAGCACAACAAAACUGGACGACACACAGUGGCUUACCUACUGGGUCGUCUACGCCUUCCUAUCUACCUUUGAGAGCGUUGGCAUGUUCCUGCUAAGCUGGAUACCACUGUACUACGAGAUCAAGCUUCUCUUCGUGGUCUGGUUGAUCGCCCCACAGACACAGGGCGCCCGCAAGAUCUACGAGGAGUACAUCGUCCCGCUGUUGAAAAAGUACGGCGACAAGAUUGAUCCCGUGUUCGGGAAGGCAGAUGCGGCGCUACAGAGCCAGAUCGUCAACCAGAUCGCCAAGUACGUGGACAAGCACGGACCUGCCAUUGCGGAGCAGGCCAUGAAGCAGGCUCAGGAACAGGCUGUACGGGUGGGCCAGAUGGCGCAGGCCGCUGCCGCCGAGCAUAUCAGGAACAUGCAGCAGCAGCAGCCAGCAGCUGAAGCCCACUGAGACAGCGAGCAAGCGAGCUGGCCAGCAAGGAGACGUCAUGAGGCCGUAGGAUAGGUGCACUGCGUGAGCAGGCGUGUUUGCAUGUGCUGCUUUGUACAUAUACCCUACUAGGUUAGGAGGGCUUCGGAAGGUUUUCAGACGGCUCUGCAUCAGUCCCAAGCAGAGGACGCAGGUGGAAGCUUUGUUUAAUGGUCUCUGGUUUCUGUUAUUCCAGGUUUCUAGGUAACUAUAGUUAGGUACAUGCUGCGUCGGCAGUAGGACUAUAUAUUAAACGGCAUACUUGCAAUGACAGGAAAUGCAUGGAUGCAAAAUGUGAUCUGAGGGGGCAGUACAGAACUGAGUAAGUGCAAGCUGAUGCCACGUCGCUGGCUAGCUAAUGAGGGGCAGGUCUAAGCUAAGGAACAGAAGCGCCACCUGUUUAUUCCUCGCUCGAGGGUUUUACCCAGAUUAACAUCUUGCUAC